Molecule: messenger RNA, 1452 nt
Organism: Tribolium madens (black flour beetle)
Lineage: Eukaryota; Metazoa; Arthropoda; Insecta; Coleoptera; Tenebrionidae
Product: D-beta-hydroxybutyrate dehydrogenase, mitochondrial
Exons: 4
Coding region: 34-1218 (394 amino acids)
Source: RefSeq, a predicted model, not a curated record
UCCUUUCAGUCAGUGUUGAAACUUUCCCGAAUCAUGAGCGGCCCCUUCAAAAGAAGACCGUCUCUUAAAGCCCUACCUAACGUAGGGUUUGUCAAAUCUGACAUAUUACAAAGGAGACAGUCUUCAAUCACCCUUAAACCUGUGACUGUAAACCAACAAGAGGUACCCUGGGACGUCUUGGACAGAUGUUUACUUCCAGUUGUUUUUUGUCAUGCCGCCGCCAUCAUCGUCAGCACUGUACUCAAUGCCCUGCACUUGUCGCAAGUCUCAACACUCACCCUAUUUAUUUUUUUCACCAUCACUACCAUUGCUGCAGUACUCUUCUAUCACAACCUUAAGGUGACUGCAGCAGGAAAAGCAGUCCUGAUAACCGGUUGUGAUUCCCGCAUCGGUAGCGCCCUCGCCCGACAUUUGGACGAACAAGGAUUUACCGUUUUCGCAGGAUUUCAGAAUGCUUCAGGCAAUUCUAUCGCUGAAGAACUGAAAGAGGAAUGUUCAGGCAGAUUGCAUAUUUUACAACUAGAUGUCUCUUCGGAAACACAAAUUCUAGCAGCUUCGUUAUAUGCCGUUGAACAUUUGCCGGAUGGGGCACCGGGGCUUUGGGCUGUAAUUCAUGCAGCUUCAUGGGUGGCCCUUGGAGAAAUCGAAUGGAUACCCCCACAGGUCAUCCGUAAAGCCGCCGAAAUUAACCUCUUGGGUCCCACACGAGUGACCCAAAUAAUGGUGCCUCUCGUCCGUCGUGCUCGAGGACGCAUAGUAAUGAUAACAUCCGGCCUCUGUAAAGUAGCAUCUCCUGUCCGAGGAAUCCACUGCGGACUAUUAGCCGCUGUCGAGGCCCAAGCGGAAUGUUUGCGGAAGGAACUGAGAAGCCGUGGCGUCGAUGUGGUCGUCGUAGCACCUGGAGAAUUCACUGCAGGCAACUCUUGGUUAUCAGAUCAAGUUAUUUUGGAACAAGCGAGGGAUAUGUGGGGGCAACUGUGCCAAGAGCAAAGGAUCGAAUACGGGAAGGAUUACUUCGAAACUGCGGUCAGGAGUUUGGAAACGAAAUACACCAAAUGUCAGGAUGCCGAUUUAUCUCCAGUCCUUCGCGCCUUGACUGAUUCAGUUAUUCGCACGUUUCCUCUUACGAGAUACACGCCGGUAACCCGAAAGGAAAAAAUCCAAGCUUUCAUCGCCGACCACUUUCCGAGCUCAUUUUACGACAUCAUCUACUCUUAAAUUUGAAGAAAAAUCAUCAAGAGUUUUAUUUCAUUUCAUUUUUUUUUUUACUUUAUGGGUGCCACAUUUAGUUUUAUUUUCUAGGUAGAAUAGCAACUACAGUCUGCUGUUGUGAUUGUUACGGCUAAAUCCAUCCAUCUCGUGGGAUUUGAACCAUGGUGACAUUAAUGACUAGGACAGCGCUCUACAUGAAAUUCAGUGAUUUUCCUGUAAUCAAUAAAUAAUUUAUACCGA